This is a messenger RNA of Solanum lycopersicum (tomato), 1796 nucleotides long. RefSeq names its product probable serine/threonine-protein kinase PBL7. NCBI's taxonomy places the organism in Eukaryota, Viridiplantae, Streptophyta, Magnoliopsida, Solanales, Solanaceae. Gene Ontology annotation, molecular function: protein kinase activity; ATP binding. The record is from RefSeq and is a predicted model, not a curated record. Gene Ontology annotation, biological process: protein phosphorylation.
ACACAUUUGCACCACAAAUACAAAACCCCAGAAUAAGAGUAGCUUCUUUUUUUAAUUAAUAUAAAAAAGGUUAAAGCUAUGUGUUAACUUUCUCCAUUUUUCUCUUCUUUCUCUCUUUUUAAAGGCAAAAAAAAAAAAAAACUGAGAGUUUUGUAACUCUUAAAUCAUUAACUAUUAUUAUUUGAGAAAGAAAAAGAAGAAGAGAAAAAUAGUUAGUAAGAAAGUAAGAGUAGAUAUAUAGUUGAAGAAAUUAAAAUCAUGGGGUGUUUUCCUUGUUCUGGAGAUGGAGAUACAUCAGUGAAGAAACCAGAGAAAAAAAUAUUUCAAACUAUUAGUAAUCAUAAAUACAAAAGGGUUGAACAGCCACAGCCUAAACAAGUAGUUACGCCGGUGGCUAGUCAAUUUAAAGUUGUGAAGAAUGAAGACGCUAAAGUUGCAAACCGAUCUAUGUCUAAGAAAGAUGGGGGUUAUAGUAACAUCUCUCCCACAGAUGGAAAAACAGGUGGUGCUAAGGCGCAGAGGUUUAAAUUCGAUCAACUAAUAGCUGCAACAGAAGAUUUCAAGGAAGAUUACUUCUUGGGAGAAGGAGGUUUUGGCAAAGUAUAUAAAGGUCAUUUGGAGGAUACUGGUGAGAUUGUCGCCAUCAAACAACUCGAUCCAAAUGGAUGUCAAGGAGUUAGGGAGUUUGUUGUUGAAGUACAGACUCUAAGUAAAGCUGACCAUGCUAAUCUUGUUAAACUAAUUGGUUGUUGUGCUGAGGGAGAUCAGAGGCUAUUAGUCUAUGAGUAUAUGUCUCUUGGUUCGUUGGAAGACCAUUUGUUUGACCCCUGGCCAAAUCAAAAACCUCUUGAUUGGAACGUUAGAAUGAAGAUAGCUGCAGGUGCCGCAAGGGGCCUGGAAUAUUUACAUGAUAAGAUGAAUCCUCCUAUUAUUUACCGUGAUCUGAAAUGCUCCAAUAUUCUACUUGGUGAGGGGUUCCACCCCAAGUUAUCUGAUUUUGGCUUGGCUAAAGUAGGUCCUAGUGGGGACAAGACCCAUGUUUCCACCAGAGUGAUGGGCACAUAUGGAUACUGUGCACCAGAUUAUGCUAUGACUGGCCAACUGACAUUCAAGUCAGAUAUCUACAGCUUUGGGGUUGUUCUUCUGGAGAUAAUCACAGGCAGGAGAGCGAUUGACUAUACAAAAUCUGCCACGGAGCAAAACCUGGUUUCUUGGGCAAGACCAUUAUUCAAAGACAGGAAGAAAUUCUACAAAAUGGCAGAUCCAGCACUUGAUGGUCACUAUCCAAUAAGGAGCUUAUACCAAGCUCUUGCAAUUGCUGCAAUGUGUGUCCAGGAGCAACCUAAUAUGCGUCCUCCAAUUGUUGAUAUCGUCACUGCUUUGAGCUACCUUGCCUCCUUAAAGUAUGACCCUGAAAUCGAGCCUCCUAUCCGGAAGUCAUACAAAAGUCAAUCUCCUCAGAAAUCUAUAAAAGACGAUGAUGAAACCUGGUAAUGUGGUGAAUGGAAACGAUACAACAAAGCUUUGAGAACUCAAAUAAGAACUGAAAAAUACACAAACACAAGUGGUUGUCUACUUUUUUGUGUCACAUAUGUACAUUACAGAUGCAGCUUUAAAAUCAUAGAUUGGAAGUAAUAAAAAUAAAAAAGAAACAAUGCCUCCUUCGCAUAUCUGGUGCAAAUGCAAGCUCCAGCGCCAUAGCAUAUAUAAUAUGUAAAAGCUCUAUGCUUCUAUGAUAUACUGAGAAAAAGUAAUCACUGUUAGCAUUAAAGCCAAUAUACAUAUAUUUCCUACUA